Cuscuta campestris is the source of this 2032-nucleotide messenger RNA. Lineage: Eukaryota; Viridiplantae; Streptophyta; Magnoliopsida; Solanales; Convolvulaceae. The record is from the annotation of a GenBank genome assembly.
AGAAGAGCCCAGAAAGAAAAAGAAAUGAGGCAGGAGAGAGAUGUGGUGUCUUCUUCAAAAGGGUUGUUUUGCCCCUUUCUCCUUCGCCUGUGAUUUCUUCCAUCUUCAUCCUUUACCGCCCGCCAAACAACCCUUUUAUCUCAUUCUUUCCUACCGAAAGAGAAACUAGCUAUGCAUAUAUAUAUAUAUAUAUAUAUACAUACAUAUAUACACGCACACACACAUACUCCGUGCAUGAUAUACUACUAGUACUUCAUUUCUUCUGCUCUGUUGAUCUGUUCUGUUCUUUUCUGCUGUCCCUGUUUUUACGGAAAAAGAAAACCUUUGAUGAGGCUGUGAUGAUGAUUCUCCGCUCUGCUUCUCUCUCUCUCUUUCUGGGCUUCUCGACAUUUGGGAUGACCCGACCCGUAUCUUGGCGUGGCAAUCCGGAAUUUGCAGCCAUGGCGGCCAGGGCUUUCAGAUUCGUCACGUGGAGAAGUAGAUCUGAGCCUCAGCGUCUCCCGAAUUCGUGUUCUUGGAAAAAUGGGUUGGGCGUCGAGGUUGAAGAUAAAUCAGUUACAUAUGAACACUUAUGAGAGACAAGCAGUGAAUGGAGGAAGGCAAGUGUAAUUGGAGGAGCACAACUUUGAGUUUUCAAGUCUCAAGAGAAAAGACACGAACAUGUCCCAAAUCUUUGCUAGUUUGCUUAGUUAUUUAAUGUUCUGAUCUGUUUUUGUGUCCAUUGACAUUGUGAGCUGUUUUAAUGGUUACUAGACUAGAAAGAGUGAAAAACUACUUGCAAUAUUGAAUUUAGUAUAUAUAUACAUAUAUAUAUACACACACGCGUGUGCGCACAUACUCCAUAUAUGAUAUACUACUAGUACUUCAUUUCUUCUGCUCUGUUCUGUUCUGCUGCCCCUGUUUUUAUGGAAAAAGAAAACCUUUGAUGAGGCUGUGAUGAUGAUUCUUCGCUCUGCUUCUCUCUCUCUUUCUGGGCUUCUCGACAUUUUGGGAUGACCCGACCCGUAUCUUGGCGUGGCAAUCCGGAUUUUGCAGCCAUGGCGGCCAGGGCUUUCCGAUUCGUCACGUUGAGAAGUAGAUCUGGGCCUCAACGUCUUGGCGAGACAAUUAUUACUGUUUGUUUGAUUGUGAAUCUCAGGAGCUUCUGGUGCUUGCAGCCAUGGGUAAGAUCUGCCUAUGCCCUUGAGAUUUUCUUCAUGGAUUAAGCUAUUUGUACCCCAAAAUUUGUGCACUUUUUGGUGUAAGUGUAGCAUGGUUGUUUCUUCAUAGAAUCAAACUUCAUUCACUUUUCAUAUUAUUCUGCUCUAAUUCUUAAAUAAAUUGUAUUGAAAAUCACUUCAGUCAAACAUCCUUAAUCGAUGCAUCCAAUUUAAAUUGGAAAAGUGGGAGCUCAAUGAAAAAUUGCGUAGUAACUUAUUGGGUUUGUUGUUGUAGGACAGGAAAAGGUUGGAAUUUAUGAGAUUGUCCUCCCCAAUUACAGAAAAGAAUUAUGACACUUGGGCUUUGUUUGGUUCUAAUGAGUAAAACUCAUCAACAACCAUUGGUGAUGAAGGCCUUGUUUGGGAUUAGCGUUUCUGAUUAGCAUAGGGUUUUGGAUAAAAUUUUAAUAGUAUACAAUUUUAAUGGUGUAGAUUGCUUUUGGAAACGCUAAGAACAGAUACUACACUUGAUCUUAGCCAAAAGGCAGAGAAAGACGGGGUUGUAGAUAUAAUGGAAUACAGUCAAACCUCUCUACAAGAUUCAUUUAUAUAUGAAGGUUUGAUUUGUACAUCAAGCUAAACCCAAAACCUUAAACCCUUAAUUUUCGGCUGUGAUGAUUAACUGGUUUCUAAACAAGAAAUUGGGUUUUUUACCCCCUGGCGUGGUAGCUUUUCUUGCAGCCAUGGUGGGUUCAACCUUACUUCUCGUAUUAUAAGAGAAAAGUUGAAUCUGAGCCACUUUGUUUAUAAGGAGUAGGUGCCAAUGCACUCUUUGGUCUUGUUUGGGACCAAUGUUUUUAGGGUCCGUUUGGUAUACGGAAUUGACAGAAUUG